UCUGAGUGAAUCAGAUCCAUGGAAGUGGACGUACUGAUCCGUCUGGAAGUGCGGCGAGUGCAACGAGUGGCCGACAGCACUUCCAUGGUGAGUCGGAGUGUAACCUUCUUCGUCUCGGCCAUGAACAUGGCCAUAGGUGAUGGCGGAGCCUGGUUCAGAACCACUGAACAUGAACAGACGACUGAGGAGGAGAUCGAAGCCUUGGUCGCCGAGCUGCAGCAGCGGCGCAGCGAACACCUGGGGCAGCGAAGGCAACUGCUGCAGUUCCAACAGAGCUCGGCGCAACUGAGCUCCGACUCGCAAGCGUGGGCUCGCAGUGCAGUGCGGCGCCAGGCAGAAGAGAAUGCCCAACAAGUGGAGUUGCAUGAGGAGCUCAGCGUGGCAAGGAGCCAGCUCCAACACGAUGAAGAGCUCGUGCAGGAGGUGCACCAGCACCGCCGCCACGAGGAAGCCGCCUACGUGAGCCUCCUGCGCGACUCCGCGCGCCACGCGCGGUGCGAGCGGGAGAAGUUGGUGGAGCUCCAGGCACAAAGGGCGCAGCUAGACGCGCGGCGACCGCAGCUGCAGACAGCCCUCCAGGAGGUCAACGAGCAAAGAGCUCAUGAAGCCAACGUGUGCAGCUUCCUGAAGCGGAAGACGGAAGAGUUGCAGGCAGAAGGCCAUCGGCUGCAAACGAUGCACAUGGAGUCUGGCUCCAGCUGCCACGCCACCUUGGAGCUCUACCGGCGCCAGGCCUCAGAAGAGGCGGCCGCCUUACGGCUGCGCCGCGCGCAGCAGCAGGCGAAGGUCACGGAGGAGGAGAUGGAACGGAUGGCCUUUGAGCGGAGAAUGGCCUUCCGCCGGAGAAUGGAGCAACGCAAAAAGGGCCCGAACGACGAGACGGGGGCUAUCAGCGCGGUUGCAGUACCGGCUGAGAGCACUGCCGAAACGGCGCAGCGGCAACAGGGCCACAGGGGGUCCGCGCGAGUGUUCUCUCGCGGCGCACGUGGCCGCGCGAUCGACGCACACGACGGCUCAGGAGUUGCCAAUGUCAUGGACAUCUUUCAGCAGGUGCGGACGUUGGUGGGGUUAGUGAGCAAUGCCUGGAGCUGGUCGAUGCGAACGAAUUCCACCUUUCGCCAGGUGAUGCCCGGCCUGGUCCGGGUGCACCCGGGCAUGGGCUCGGAGACCUUCAUCAUGCAGAGCUACUACCUCUCACUCAUCCUGACUAUGGACUUUCCGGGCGACCGCGAUAGCGCCUUCUGCGGGGAGCUGCAGUGGCUGCGGCGCCGGGCAGUGCGUGGCCUCGUGCGGCGCGUGGCCGCGGAGGGAGCCUCGGCGAGGGAAGCUUUGGCCAAGCUCCCCUUUUGGCCACCCUGCACCGUGCUCUUGGCCCCGAAGACGACCUUUCGCGAAGCCCUGGCCAUCGAUGGCACCUGCGUUCUGCUGGGUGGGUCGGGCACCGUGCUGGCGCCGGCGGCACGAACAGUGACCGGUGUCCCUCCACCGCUGCUCUCCUUCGCCGCGGCCGCCGCGCCCGACGCCGCGUCAUACGACGCGCCGCGGACGCUCUGCGACGUCACGGUCGAGGGCCCCGUGGAGGUGUUGGGCGCGGCGACGCUGCGGCGCUGUCGGGUGGUGCCGCCCGCGGCUGUCUGGGGGAAGGUGAGUGCUGGAGUCGCUACAAAAGGCAAAGCCCAACUACGGCUGGAGCACUGCACCUUCCAGGGCUGGAAAUCCGCUGCAGUGUGCUUUCGCGAUGACUCCGAUGUGACCUUGAAGGAGUGUCGCUUCGAGGAGAAUCCAGGCACUUGUAUCUCCGCAAGAAACGCAGCGUCCAUCACAGUCCAGCAGAGCAGCUUGACGAAGAACGGAGGACCAGUGAUUCAGCUCCGGGAUGCCACGCGCCUUCGUCUGAGUGAGAGCCGCUUGGAGUCCAACAAGGGCUGCGGCAUCUUGGUGCGGGGCCAGGCGGAAGCCUUCAUCAAGUCCAGCUGCCUGGAAGGACACAAGAUGUCAGCGGUGGCCUUUCAACAUCAAGCAAAAGGCUCCGUGCUGGAGUGCCGCUUCGAGCGCAACGACGGAGCUGUGGUCCUGGUGAACGGCUCCGCCGAGGUCACCGUGGAGUCCAACGUUUUUGAGAAGAACGGCAAGUCGCCGCCGGUCCUCGAGUUCCACGGCGCCGCAGGUCCAGUGAAGGCGAAGAUUGUGGCCAAGCGAGAGAAGGACGUGAACGGCUUGACGCACCAGCUCUCCUACAUCAGCGGAGCUGAAGGCUCUGACUGGGCCAACCUGGACGAGUCAGCGCAGAUGAUCCGCAAUCGCGCUGGGGAGACGAAUGUGCCGUACCAGAUCAAGGAGCCCAUGCGCGUUGGACAGCAACACGAUGGGGAGGGCGGCACCUUGUCAGGCGUGAACCUCCAACGUGGGAUCAAGCGCUCAGUGCUCGCGGUCAAAGACACUGCGAAGGCGACGGUGCGGUGCAACCGGAUGAAGGCCAACGAUGGCUAUGGUAUCCUGGUGAGUGAUGAAGCACAGGCCGUGAUGGAGGAGAAUGUGCUGGAAGAAUUCAAGCAUGCCGCGAUCAUGCUGGAGGGAUCUGCCAGUGGCGUCGCCCGGACGAACACGCUCAGCAACAAUGGUGGCGUGGGGAUUCAGGUUCAAGAGAAGGCCAAGGCGAUCUUGGAAAGCAACCGCAUUUUUCAGGAGAAACAGCCCUGCAUCAAGGUCCUAGGCACUUCCAAGUCCACCAUCAGGCAGAACUACCUGCUGAGCAGCGCUGCCCGCACCGCGCGGGCAGCUGCUGCGGUGUUGGCACUGGAUGAUGCGGAGGUGCUGGUCGAGGAGAAUGAGGUCGCGGCGAAGCGGCAAGUGCUACGACGCAGUGACGGCGAGGAGGUCGAGCCGGAGAGGUCGCCCAAGUCGCGCCGCCGGAACCAGCCCAGCGGAACGAUGGAGCGAAAAACGGGGCUCCGGAAUUUCGUCCGGCCGGGACUGCGGAGGCCUGGCCAAGAGGCACCGGUCACCGACGUGGCCCUGCGGACGCCCACGAAGUCCUUUGCACAGAUCAAAGUGCUCCUGAAACUCCGAUGGUUACUCCGACUUCAUUCCGCGUGCUGCGAACUGGACUAUAAGAUGUGCUCCUUGAGGAACAUCAUCCUUGGCAUGCAGUAUGUGGUCUUACAAGCCUGUGCGGAAGCGGAAUGUGAUAGUCUCUUUGACACCAAGGUGCAGCAGAACGUCGGAGCGCAUCUGCAUCUCGAGAGCGUCCUCGACGACAUCGCCGACCAGCUCUACCGUUCUCUGGGGAAGGCGCACCGCGCGUUCCUGGAGUACGUGGCCAGUUGCGAUCCCAUGCGUAGCGUCCACUUUUCUCAGAUCGACAGCCCACUGACGCCGCCCCAGGUGCAGUCGAACGAGCAGCUCGCCAUCGCGCUGGACACGACCUUCGUCUCCAACUUUCUUCGACAAAGUCAGCGCGAGACGACCUGCACCUUGCAAGAGCUCUAUGACGAUUUAGAGGCCUUGAGCAUCCCGCUCCCCGAGAUUCCACCACUGGCUGGCGCACAGAAUCUACGCGCCUGGGCCCUGGCGAAGACGAAGCCCACCCCCGAUAGCCGGCAGCGCGGCCUCGGCGAGGACAUGGUGAAACUGGCGCAGCUGGAUGCCGUGCUGCUCUGUGCGGCCGUCGAGCGCGGGUCGCCGAGUUCACUGGAGAGAACGAUGGAUCGCUUGUUUCACCCGCGGAGCUGCACGAGCGUGGCCAGUGCAAACCGUGCCCUUUCUGGGCGCUCUUUCCGCAGUCAGAGCCGAGAAACGAAGCCCAUGGAGGUGGUUCAACCCGAUGGUGGACUGGAGGAGCGGCUGAAGCCGGACCUGUCGGUGCCCAACUCACAAGGCGAAGGUGGAGAGGUGGAGACAGCUACCGCAGGUCUUCCUUCCCCCGACCAGGACCUGCCCCGGGCCGACGACCCGGAGAAGGGCGCGUGGCCUGCGGGACCAAUACCCACGCCCAGCAGCACGGCCACGCACCGGGAGACGACCGAGCCAGGUAUUGCACGUGUACAUGCCGACGAAGAGGUGCCGAAGACCAGAGCAGCACCAACAGGUGUAGGUGUUGCACACAAGGAGCGGCCAGUCAGCCAGUCGUUUGAGACAGAUGGUUGCAAGCCUGGGAAAUGA
Molecule: messenger RNA, 4161 nt
Organism: Durusdinium trenchii
Lineage: Eukaryota; Dinophyceae; Suessiales; Symbiodiniaceae
Source: the annotation of a GenBank genome assembly